UCCAGAUUAUACCGAACAGAAAGGAUCCAUCUUUCAGUCAGGCCAUCGACGUCCUGUACAGAAGGAUCCCGAUAUGCAAUCCCGACCAGACAGUCCCAAGCAAUAAUCGGUGAGAGGGUCUUCGUCACACAGCAUCGCACAGCCGACUUGGCUGCUGCUGCUGCUGCUGCUUCUUGCUUGCUGCAUUAUGCAUCCCCCGGCCACCGUCUCUUUCGCUGCACCAACACAGUGUUGUCGUUGUCGAGUCUAUCACCGGGAUAGGUAGCUAGCAAUGCCGAUCCAUCCCAAUUAAUUCUCACUUGGUCCUCCCCCCCCCUCUUCCUUUUCGCAUUUCUCGCGUAUGCGCCCAUAUGGGGUCCGCUGGGACAUGGAUCUUGAUUGGGGUCCCCAGAUCCCCUCCUCUCCUUCCCCUCCUCCUCCACGGCUGGCUUUGGAUGCCCGUUCUCGGGUCAGGGUAUUUUCCCUGGCUAGCUGGGGAGGAGGAUUUGAUUACCUCUCGUGCGGAGAAAACGGGAUACCACCACGGGCCAGAAAAGGCUUUUUCAUUUACCACGGUUUCGGCUCAAUUGCCCCCUUAGGGUCACAUUCGGCCCUCUCCGGGUGGUUCUGCAUGACGGUACAUCCUCGGAAUGGCAGUCCUCAGCGCAGAGUCAAUCUUGUGUACCAACUAAAAUCAAAUCGUUGACGUCUCGCUUGACCCAGGUUCAGAUUUCGUCUUGCGCGUCUCGGC
Messenger RNA from Aspergillus uvarum CBS 121591, 730 nucleotides. RefSeq lists its product as uncharacterized. NCBI's taxonomy places the organism in Eukaryota, Fungi, Ascomycota, Eurotiomycetes, Eurotiales, Aspergillaceae. The record is from RefSeq and is a predicted model, not a curated record. The transcript is spliced from 3 exons. Bases 351 to 578 code for a protein of 75 amino acids.